Messenger RNA from Gossypium raimondii (Peruvian cotton), 2276 nucleotides. RefSeq lists its product as uncharacterized. The transcript has 10 exons. The coding region runs from base 206 to 2092 and encodes 628 amino acids. The record is from RefSeq and is a predicted model, not a curated record. Gene Ontology annotation, biological process: glucan catabolic process. Gene Ontology annotation, molecular function: beta-glucosidase activity. NCBI's taxonomy places the organism in Eukaryota, Viridiplantae, Streptophyta, Magnoliopsida, Malvales, Malvaceae.
AAAGUAAUAAUAUAAAAAAGAGUGUUGGUUGGGAACCUUUUUUUUUAUUAUAUUUCUCUAUAAAUGACUGUGAUUUUUCAUUGGGACUGCGACUCUACAUCUCUCUCUCUUUCCCCCAUUUUCAUUCUCCGUGUAUUAUAGUUUCUCAGCUAGUAGUGCUUUCCAACUUUCAGUGCUAAAGCUUGAUCCGGGAACUCGAAAAAAUAUGGGUAAAUUUUCUAUACCCAAGUUGGGAUUUCUACUGCUAUGCUGCUUAGCUGCUCUUACGGAAGCAACGUAUGUGAAGUACAAAGACCCAAAACAGCCAUUGGGUGUUAGAAUCAAAGAUUUAAUGCGUAGGAUGACUUUGGCUGAAAAGAUUGGCCAAAUGACUCAGAUUGAGCGCACUGUUGCUACCCCAGAUGCGAUGAAGAACUACUUCAUUGGGAGUGUUCUGAGUGGUGGAGGGAGUGUGCCAGCUCAAAAAGCUACUCCUGAAACUUGGAUUGAGAUGGUGAAUACGAUGCAAAAGGCAUCUUUAUCCACCCGUCUUGGAAUUCCGAUGAUAUACGGGAUUGAUGCAGUUCAUGGUCACAACAAUGUGUACAAAGCCACCAUUUUUCCUCAUAAUAUUGGUCUUGGAGUGACCAGGGAUCCUAACCUUGUCAAGAGGAUUGGUGAAGCAACUGCACUCGAAGUUAGAGCUACAGGAAUCCCAUAUGUUUUUGCUCCAUGCAUCGCGGUUUGCAGGGAUCCAAGGUGGGGUCGAUGCUAUGAAAGCUACAGUGAGGAUCAUAAGAUUGUUCAAAUGAUGACUGAGAUUAUAACUGGUUUACAAGGAGGCCUCCCUGUCCAUUCUAAAAAGGGUGUUCCCUUUGUUGCUGGAAAGAACAAGGUGGCAGCCUGUGCUAAGCAUUAUGUGGGAGAUGGAGGUACGACAAAAGGCAUAAACGAGAACAAUACUGUUAUUAGCUGGAACGGAUUACUCGGCAUCCACAUGCCUGCAUAUUUUAACUCUAUUGCAAAGGGCGUUGCAACAAUUAUGACAUCCUAUUCUAGCUGGAAUGGAAAAAAGAUGCAUGCUAAUCACGAUCUUGUGACCGACUUCUUGAAAAACAAGCUUAAGUUCAGGGGUUUCGUUAUAUCAGAUUGGCAGGGUCUUGAUAGGAUUACCUCUCCUCCACAUGCUAACUACUCAUAUUCUGUAGAAGCUGGAGUCGGUGCCGGGAUUGAUAUGGUCAUGGUUCCUUAUAACUUCACAGAAUUUAUUGAUGACCUAACCUAUCAGGUUAAAAACAAUAUCAUUCCAAUGAGCCGGAUUGAUGAUGCUGUAAAGCGAAUCUUGAGGGUUAAAUUUGUGAUGGGUCUCUUUGAGAAUCCAAUGGCUGAUAACAGCCUGGUCAACCAACUCGGGAGUCAGGAACAUCGGGAGUUGGCAAGGGAAGCUGUGAGGAAAAGUCUUGUCCUACUGAAGAAUGGUGAGUCUGCCGAUAAGCCAUUGUUACCCCUUCCAAAGAAAGCAACUAAGAUACUAGUUGCUGGAACUCAUGCCGAUAACUUGGGCUAUCAGUGUGGAGGCUGGACCAUUACAUGGCAGGGUCUUGGUGGCAACGAUCUCACAACUGGUACGACUAUCCUCCAGGCUGUCAAAAAUACAGUUGAUUCAAGUACUCAAGUUGUAUACAGUGAGAACCCGGAUGCAGGGUUUGUCAAGUCUGGCGAAUUCUCUUAUGCCAUUGUGGUUGUGGGAGAACCCCCGUACGCAGAAACAUAUGGUGACAGCCUGAAUCUUACAAUAUCAGAGCCGGGUCCCAAGACUAUUUACAAUGUUUGUGGGUCUGUGAAAUGUGUUGUUGUUGUCAUCUCUGGUCGGCCGGUUGUUGUACAGCCAUUUGUCUCGUCAGUUCAUGCACUUGUAGCUGCUUGGCUUCCGGGGACCGAGGGCCAAGGUGUUGCUGAUGUCUUGUUUGGUGACUACGGGUUCACCGGCAAGCUAGCAAGGACAUGGUUCAAGACCGUUGACCAGCUUCCAAUGAAUGUCGGCGAUUCACAUUAUGACCCUCUCUUUCCCUUUGGCUUUGGUUUGACUACUAAACCAACCCACCAGAAUUAAUAUCAUUGUAGAGACUGAGUUUGCUGCUUUAUAUUAGGCAUUUCCCCUUGCAUGGUAGAAACUAGAAACUUUAAAUUAUUUUUCCUCUACAUUAGAGGUAUUUAUGAACCGGGGCCAGGUUGGGCCUAAGGCAUCACAUAUCAGCAUUUUACUAUACUGCUUUAAUUCUACGAAUUUCUUGAAA